This is a messenger RNA of Canariomyces notabilis, 507 nucleotides long. RefSeq names its product Phox-like protein. Gene Ontology annotation, molecular function: phosphatidylinositol-3-phosphate binding. The transcript is spliced from 3 exons. The record is from RefSeq and is a predicted model, not a curated record. Gene Ontology annotation, cellular component: endosome. The annotation marks the transcript as partial. NCBI's taxonomy places the organism in Eukaryota, Fungi, Ascomycota, Sordariomycetes, Sordariales, Chaetomiaceae.
GCGCGCGCCGUCUCCAACGCCUCGGCCGACUCGGUGCUUCCGCCGGGGGCCAUCACGCUGCAAGACAACGAGGCCGACGAGGACGAGAAUGGCGACGCGGGGGACGGCUACCGGCGCAGCAACAGUAGCGAGGUCUACGGGCGCGACCGCAACCGGGCGUGCUGGGCACGGAGCGUGCAGGUGACGGAUUAUGUGCUGGUCAACGGCGGCACGACAAACCUGGGGGCGUUUGUGGUCUGGAUUAUUAGGGUCGAGACUUUCAAUGGCUCCUACAUGAACAUUCGCAAGCGCUACUCCGAGUUCGACGACCUCCGACGGCGACUCGUCCAGACAUUCCCCAACUUUGAGGCGGCUGUGCCGGCGCUGCCGCCCAAGAGCUUGAUCAACCGCUUCCGGUCCAAGUUCCUCGAGAAGAGGAGGGCAGGCCUGCAGUAUUUCCUGAACUGUAUCCUGCUCAACCCCGAAUUCUCUGGCUCUCCGGUCUUGAAAGAGUUUCUCUUCACAUGA